UUCCUUUUGCACAACAUCGCACGUUCAACGCCAGCCAGGUAUGAAGAGGAGCAUGGGGAGCAGCAAGAGGAGGGGGAGACGGAAGAAGCGGAGGAGGAGGAGGAGGAGGAGGAGGAGGAGGAGUCGAGGGCCGCGGCCUCUCUCGCGCCGCCGCCGAUCGGAUCGGCGGAGCUCGGCAGCCAGGCUGGGAGCAGCCGGGCCGGAGGAAUCGAAACGAGCCCCCGGGGGCGGGCGGCAGGGCUCGGGCCAUCGGGCGCUCAGGGGUGCAUCAUCCACGUGAGGAACAGGCCGCCCACGAACGCGGAGCCUGCAGGGCGGCCGGGGGCCCACCGCCCUGCCACCCCCACAGGCCUACGAGGCCUGCGGUCGGGGCGUUGGCCCGAGGAGCCCCAGGUGAGGAGCGAGGCCCCUGUGUUCCCCAAAGUUACACUUCGAUCUCCCGUGGGGAACCUCGGGGAAGCCCGAGGCAAGCUGCUCGACAAUCAAGGAGCACCGAGCCCCUCCCCAACGAAAAGGGUUCCUCCUUCGGCGCCCCGACGAUACCGCGCACGUGCUGCAGAGCACGAGAGCGCUCUAAGUGCGACAAUCGUGCCCUCAUAAUAUACAACGGGCAAGUCGAAACACGACUGUCUCAGCCAGAACGGUGCGGAGAACAGUUCAUGAGAAAACCACAACAAGGGUUUCACACAGCACUCCUUGGUGGGCCUGUAGGCAGGUCGGGACGCCUCGCCACUGCUCGAAUGGGGGCGCCGUGCUGCUUGCACCGACGACCUCUCGCGAGGGGUGUCGAAGCCAGCGGGUCCCACAAGGGGGGCAAAGACCGCGGCGCCCCCCGCGGGGAGGUCCAGGGCCGACCCAAGACAUCUGCGCGGACACCCCACGCAGUGAGGGUAUGUGGUGCGUGCUUUCCCCUCGGCCCCCGCCGGCGGGGCUGGCCGCGCCAGCAGACUCAGGCGCAGACUCGCCCGCCCCCGAGUGGCC
Prorocentrum cordatum is the source of this 981-nucleotide messenger RNA. Lineage: Eukaryota; Dinophyceae; Prorocentrales; Prorocentraceae. The record is from the annotation of a GenBank genome assembly.